AUGGGAUUAUGCAAUUAUCAGGCAACAAAUAAUGCGAUGGGAACUGUUCAGAGGAAGCCUGGUCGUGGCGAUACAACUCUGUCAGUUAGCUGCUCAGAUAAGAUUGCCCGUUGGAAUGUUGUUGGAGUACAAGGAGCGUUACUUUCUUAUUUCCUGGAACCAGUGUAUGUUUCUUCGAUCACUGUUGGUUCUUGCCAUCCAAGUACCGAAAACUUAGUUGUGGAAGAUAACUUGAGAAGAGCUCUACAUGAAAGGAUCCUGCCAUUGUCAGACAAGUUAAUUACUCCCUUUCGAGCAAAUAAACCUACGUUUUGGGUUGCUCCCUUGCCCCUGAAAGAGUUUCAGCAUGCUGAGACAGCUCUGGACACUCUGACCUGUGGAUACUCUAUUUGCUGGAAUAUGUCCGGCUUGCAUGAAGUGAUUCUCGGGACAACGGGAAGGAAGCAGGGCACAUCUUCUAAAGGGGCGAUGUUUCCUUCUACUGAGGCCUCUUUAUGCAAGAAGCGGUUGCUCAUCUUAUUUUUUUCACUUGCACAUCAUCUUUGGGCUCAAGAUGCUAUCACUGAAUUAUCAUACCGAGAACUCAAGGAUAGAGCUACUGACUACAGUUUUGCUUCAAAGUCUUUCAAAGGAAGCCCACAUUUUGGAAGCUGGUUUCUCAAGCCUCAUGAUUUCGAACCUUAUAUUAUUUCCGGGCGGGAAAUGACUGACGAGGAAUCACCCAUCAACGUGAAGCGCCUUCUUCUGACAAUCAUGGAAGCAGGAAUACUAAAAAAGUUUUCCUCAUCUAUAAAGGCACACACCUUAACAACAACAGCAACUACAACAUUCCUUUUAGUCUUCUGCUUGCUUUCCCUCCUAUUAAUCUCUACAAGUCUUUGGAUUGAUCCUGGAAAAUAUUCAGGCCUAUUUUCCUAUGGGAAUACUGGACUGAGACAAAGUUCCUACAGAUCAGAAGCACCAAUAAUUGAAUAUCCUCUAAAAUGCACUGCAUGGAAUGAAGCCAAUAAAACAUGCCCAAGAACACAUCCAGUCACUCAUGCACCCGAUCCGUUAUCGAAAAACGCGACCUGCCCGGAAUAUUUUCGAUGGAUUCAUGAAGAUUUAAGGCACUGGAAAGAGACAGGGAUUACUAGGGAGAUGUUAGAAGGGGCAAGAAAUAAUGCACAUUUUAGACUGGUGAUCUUAGACGGGAAGGUGUACGUGGAGAAAUAUAGGGAAUCAAUGCUUUAUCGGGUUUGGUUUACUGUUUGGGGCAUCGUACAGCUUGCCAGGUGGUAUCCCGGAAAAUUGCCGGAUUUGGAGCUGAUGUUUGACAGCGAAGACCGGCCGGUGAUUCCGGCCAGGGAUUUGGGUGCUCGUCCUUUGUUUCGGUAUUGUUCCGAUUGGGAGCAUAUGGACAUUGUCUUCCCAGAUUGGUCUUUUUGGGGCUGGCCUGAGAUCAACAUAAAGCCAUGGAGGAGUGUGAUGAAGGACAUAAAAAUAGGAAACAGCAAGAGCAAAUGGAGAGAUAGGGUACCGUAUGCCUAUUGGAAGGGAAACCCUCAUGUGGCUCCAUGGAGGGCUGAUCUUUUGAAAUGCAACGUUACGGACAAGGAUGAUUGGAACACUCGUUUAUACAUCCAGGACUGGAAUGAAGAAUACAAACGGGGAUUCAACAAUUCAAAUCUUGGGGAUCAAUGCACCUACAGAUACAAGAUAUAUAUAGAAGGAUGGGCAUGGUCAGUGAGUGAAAAGUACAUAUUUGCAUGUGAUUCCCCGGUGUUGUAUAUGACUCCUCGUUUCUAUGAUUUCUUCAUAAGAGGAAUGGUUCCCCAACGCCAUUAUUGGCCCGUGAAGGACCAUGAUAAGUGCAGAUCUCUUAAAUUCGCUGUUGAAUACGGAAACAAUCAUCCCGAAAAGGCAGAGGCGAUUGGAGCCGCAGGCAGUCGAUUUAUCCAAGAGGAUAUGAAGAUGGAAUACAUUUUUGACUACAUAUUCCAUUUGUUGAAUGAAUAUUCUAAGCUCUUGAAGUUCAAGCCUGAAAUUCCACCAAAAGCAACUGAGGUUUGUGCUGAAUCCAUAGCAUGUCCUGCUGAUGAGCUCUGGAGAAAAUCCAUGGAAGAAUCCUUGGAGAAAUCUCCUAGUAAUACCAAUCCAUGCAGUUUGCCCGCAGCUUAUGACCCUGAGGAACUUAAAGCAUUUAUUGAUGAAAAAGCUAAGUUAACCAUGGAAGUAGAGAGAUGGGAAAGUGAGUACUGGGAAAUGCAAACCAAGGUUCGAUGA
This is a messenger RNA of Oldenlandia corymbosa var. corymbosa, 2265 nucleotides long. The record is from the annotation of a GenBank genome assembly. NCBI's taxonomy places the organism in Eukaryota, Viridiplantae, Streptophyta, Magnoliopsida, Gentianales, Rubiaceae.